GGCGGGGCGCCGCGACUCCUCCCGGCCUGAUGGCGUCGGCGGAGGCCAGGCUGGAGGAGGUGCGGCGGGAGCUGCGCCAGUUCCCGACCUCAGUAAGGGAGCUGGCCGUGCCCGCUUCGGUACCCUACCUGGAUGGACCGCCCACCCCCCUGGAGUUCCAGCGCGACUGGGUCUGCCCCAACAGGCCCUGCAUCAUCCGCCACGCCCUGCGCCACUGGCCGGCGCUGGGUAAGUGGUCGCUGCCCUACCUCAGGGCCGUCGUGGGCGACACCGAGGUGAGCGUGGCGGUGACCCCGGACGGCUACGCGGACGCGGUGAGGGGAGACCGAUUUGUGAUGCCCGCCGAGCGGCGCCUACCCCUGGGCAAGGUGCUGGACGUGCUGGAGGGCCGGGCUGCGCACCCCGGGGUGCUCUACGUGCAGAAACAGUGCUCCAACCUGCCCGGCGAGCUGCCCCAGCUCCUGCCCGACCUGGAAUCUCACCUGCCCUGGGCCAGCGAGGCGUUGGGGAAGAUGCCGGACGCCGUGAACUUCUGGCUGGGAGAGGCGGCGGCGGUGACUUCCUUGCAUAAGGAUCACUACGAGAACCUGUACUGCGUCCUCUCCGGGGAGAAGCACUUCCUGCUCCACCCGCCCAGCGACCGGCCCUUCAUCCCCUACGAGUUGUACACGCCGGCGACGUACCGGCUGGCCGAGGACGGCUCCUUUGAGGUGGUGGACGAAGAGGCGGCGGAGAAGCCCGAGGUUGCGGAAAGCGGCCUGCUCUCCGUCCGGGUUCUGCAGGCCCACGGCUUCCCCUCCAGGGACCUGCUGAGCCCCUCCGACUGCUACGUCUGCCUGCGGCUGCCCACGGCCACGAGCCAGGAGCUCCGCACGCGGACCGUCAGGAACUGCAGCUGCCCCGUCUGGAACCAGACUUUCCGCUUCCGCAUCCAGGGCCGGCUGAAGAACGUGCUGGAGCUGAAGGUGUUUGACCGGGACCUGCUGAGCGCUGACGACCUGCUCUUCUCGGUGCUGUUUGACGCGGGGACCCUGCGGGCCGGGGAGACCCGGCUGGAGAGCUUCACCCUCAACCCGCAGGGCUCGGAGCGGCUGGACGUGGAGUUCCGCCUGCAGAGGCUCCUGGAUCCUCCAGAGCAACUCCUCACAAAUGGGGUCCUCGUGGCCCGGGAGCUCUGCUGCCUGGACGUGUGUGUGGAGAAGGCGGGGACCCCGGCUGGUGCUGCCAGGUCCAGCGGUGGUGAGGGGGUCCAGCUGUCCGUGGCGGGCUCCUACGAGGGCAGCCAGAAGGUCAGUGUGCACACUGGCCCCGUCUCUUUCCACUGUCCCUCGCACUGGGAGCCGGAACUGACCAUCCAACUCCAGGACGCAGCCCAGGAGCCCCUGCGGGUCCCCCUGCGGACCCUGCCUCCGAACCAGCCCGUCAAGGUCGCCUUCCCCUCAGCCCAGGAGACCCCACUGGAGCUGAAGCUGAAGGCCGAGGAAGUCCCCGGGGAGCCCGCCGUACGCCUGGGCUUCGGGCUCUGCGCGGGAGAGCAGGCCUUUCUCAGCCAGCGGAAGCAGGUGGUGGCCAAGGCCCUGAAGCGCCUUCUGCAGCUGGAGGAGGAUCUGCCCGAGGAUCAGGUGCCAGUGGUGGCCGUCAUGGCGACUGGCGGAGGGGUCCGGGCGAUGACGGCCCUGUUUGGUCAGCUGUCCGGCCUGCAACAGCUGGGCGUCCUGGACUGCGUCUCCUACAUCACAGGAGCCUCAGGCUCCACCUGGGCCAUGGCUGACCUCUACGAGGACCCGGACUGGUCCCAGAAGGACCUGGCGGGGCCCAUCGCGACGGCACGGACGCGGGUGACGAGGAGCAAGUUGGGGGUGCUGGCCCCUGACAGGCUGCGGCGGUACCGCCGGGAGCUGGGCGAACGGGCGCAGCAGGGGCACCCCUCCUGCUUCACCGACCUGUGGUCCUUGCUCAACGAGGCCCUGCUGCAUGACCAGCCCCACCACUGCACCCUGUCAGAGCAGCGGAAGGCACUGAGUCGGGGCCAAAACCCCCUGCCCAUCUACUGUGCCCUCAACACCAAGGACAAACGGCUGAGCACCUUCGAGUUUGGAGAGUGGGUGGAGUUCACGCCCUACGAGGUGGGCUUCCCCAAGUACGGCGGCUUCGUACCCCCCGAGCUCUUCGGCUCCGAGUUCUUCAUGGGGCGGCUGAUGAAGCGGCUGCCCGAGUCCCGGAUCUGCUUCCUGGAAGGCAUCUGGAGCAACCUGUACGCCGCUAACCUGCAGGACAGCCUCUACUGGGCCUCAGAGCCCACCCAGUUCUGGGACCGCUGGGCCCAGGCUCGGGCCGGCUUAGACAAGGAAGAGGUGCCCUACUCGCGGCUGGAAGAACCGCCCACGGCCACGGCGGCCGGCCGGGUCGCCGAGGUGUUCACGGACCUCCUGACCCGCCGCCCGCUCGUGGGGUCCACCCAUAACUUCCUGCGCGGCCUCCAGUUCCAUCGCAACUACUUCCGGCACCCCCACUUCUCCGCCUGGAAAGACACCAAGCUGGAUGGCCUCCCCAACCAGCUGACUCCCUCCGAACGCUACCUCUGCCUGCUGGACGUGGGCUACUUUGUGAACACCAGCUGCCCUCCGUUGCUGCCCCCGGCCCGGGACGUGGACCUCAUCCUCUCGUUCGACUACAACCUCAACGGGGCCUUCCAGCAGCUGGAGCUGGUGGGCCGCUACUGCCGCGAGCAGAGCGUCCCGUUCCCCGCCAUCACGCCGACCCCCGAGGAGCGGCUGCGGCCCGGGGAAUGCCACGUCUUCUCGGACCCCGCCUGCCCGGACGCCCCCGUCGUGCUGCACUUCCCCCUGGUCAACGACUCUUUCCGCCACCACUCGGCCCCCGGGGUUCGUCGGGGGCCCGCGGAGGAGGCGGGCGGGGAGCUGAACCUGGCCGCGGCCGGCUCCCCCUACCACUACACCCAGGUGACGUACAGCGAGGAGGACGCCGACAAGCUGCUCGGCCUGGCCCGGUACAACGUCCGCAACAGUCGGGAGCAGAUCCUGGAGGCCCUGCGGCAGGCGGUGGAGCGGCGGCGGCGGUGCCCCCGGCCGGCUCCGGUGUAGGAGAGCGGGGGAGCGCUGGGGCUCUGACCCCUGGCCCCGGGGACGUGGCUAACAUGGUAAUGGUGCAGA
Molecule: messenger RNA, 3173 nt
Organism: Ornithorhynchus anatinus (platypus)
Lineage: Eukaryota; Metazoa; Chordata; Mammalia; Monotremata; Ornithorhynchidae
Product: bifunctional peptidase and (3S)-lysyl hydroxylase JMJD7-like
Exons: 25
Coding region: 30-3104 (1024 amino acids)
Biological process (GO): glycerophospholipid catabolic process
Cellular component (GO): cytosol
Molecular function (GO): calcium ion binding; calcium-dependent phospholipid binding; 2-oxoglutarate-dependent dioxygenase activity
Source: RefSeq, a predicted model, not a curated record